Racocetra persica is the source of this 149-nucleotide messenger RNA. The record is from the annotation of a GenBank genome assembly. Lineage: Eukaryota; Fungi; Glomeromycota; Glomeromycetes; Diversisporales; Gigasporaceae.
CAUUGGUGAUACUAGUAUUACUGGUAGUAUUGGUGAUACUGGUAAUGCUGGUGAUAUUGGUGGUGCUGGUAAUACUGGUGAUACUGGUAGUACUGAUGGCGCUGAUAAUACUGGUGAUGCUAGUGAUACUAGUAGCGCUGGUGAUACUG